This is a messenger RNA of Ochotona princeps (American pika), 2286 nucleotides long. It is a transcript of the gene TUBB, whose product is annotated as tubulin beta class I. The coding region runs from base 193 to 1527 and encodes 444 amino acids. The record is from RefSeq and is a predicted model, not a curated record. Lineage: Eukaryota; Metazoa; Chordata; Mammalia; Lagomorpha; Ochotonidae. Gene Ontology annotation, biological process: mitotic cell cycle; microtubule cytoskeleton organization. Gene Ontology annotation, molecular function: GTPase activity; GTP binding; structural constituent of cytoskeleton. Gene Ontology annotation, cellular component: cytoplasm; microtubule. The transcript has 4 exons.
CUCCCUUCUCUUUUCUCCCUCUCCGAACCUUGGUGCCGCCGCGUUCGGACCUCGCUGCUGGAACCUCCCGGGCGCCUUCCAUCCUUCCCGCCUGCGACGCCCAGAGAGAGGCGGGGAAAAUAAGCUAUACUGCAUUAUUGCCUUGCCUCGUAACGGCAUCUUGAGCCAAAAAGAAAAUUAAAUUUUCUAGCCAUGAGGGAGAUUGUGCACAUCCAGGCCGGCCAGUGCGGCAACCAGAUCGGUGCCAAGUUCUGGGAGGUGAUCAGCGAUGAGCACGGCAUCGACCCCACCGGCACCUACCACGGCGACAGCGACCUGCAGCUCGACCGCAUCUCCGUGUACUACAAUGAAGCCACAGGUGGCAAAUACGUUCCUCGUGCUAUCUUGGUGGACUUAGAACCUGGGACCAUGGACUCUGUUCGCUCAGGUCCUUUUGGUCAGAUCUUCAGACCAGACAACUUUGUUUUUGGUCAGUCCGGGGCAGGCAACAACUGGGCCAAGGGCCACUACACAGAGGGGGCCGAGCUGGUCGACUCAGUGCUCGAUGUGGUGCGGAAGGAGGCCGAGAGCUGUGACUGCCUUCAGGGCUUCCAGCUGACCCACUCGCUCGGUGGGGGCACCGGCUCAGGCAUGGGCACACUGCUCAUCAGCAAGAUCCGAGAAGAGUAUCCCGACCGCAUCAUGAACACCUUCAGCGUGGUGCCCUCGCCCAAGGUGUCCGACACUGUCGUGGAGCCCUACAACGCUACGCUGUCUGUGCACCAGUUGGUGGAGAACACGGAUGAGACCUACUGCAUUGACAACGAGGCCCUCUACGACAUCUGCUUCCGCACCCUUAAGCUGACCACGCCCACCUAUGGCGACCUCAACCACCUGGUGUCUGCCACCAUGAGCGGGGUCACCACCUGCCUGCGCUUCCCCGGCCAGCUCAAUGCUGACCUACGCAAGCUGGCGGUCAACAUGGUACCCUUCCCGCGUCUCCACUUCUUCAUGCCCGGCUUCGCCCCUCUCACCAGUCGUGGAAGCCAGCAGUACCGAGCCCUUACUGUGCCUGAGCUCACUCAGCAGGUCUUCGACGCCAAGAACAUGAUGGCUGCCUGUGACCCCCGACACGGUCGCUACCUGACUGUGGCUGCAGUCUUCCGCGGCCGCAUGUCCAUGAAGGAGGUGGAUGAGCAGAUGCUGAACGUGCAGAACAAGAACAGCAGCUACUUCGUGGAAUGGAUCCCCAACAACGUGAAGACGGCUGUGUGCGACAUCCCGCCCCGGGGGCUUAAGAUGGCAGUCACCUUCAUCGGCAACAGCACAGCCAUCCAGGAGCUGUUCAAGCGCAUCUCAGAGCAGUUCACGGCCAUGUUCCGGCGCAAGGCCUUCCUGCACUGGUACACGGGCGAGGGCAUGGACGAGAUGGAGUUCACCGAAGCUGAGAGCAACAUGAAUGACCUCGUCUCCGAGUACCAGCAGUACCAGGAUGCCACCGCAGAAGAGGAAGAGGAUUUCGGGGAAGAGGCUGAAGAGGAAGCCUAAGGCGGAGCCCCCCAGGCGUCUCAGUCCCCUCUGCUGCCCUCCAGCUGCCCUGUCCUCUCCCUCAGAGUUUGUGUUGCUGCCUCUCAUUUUUCUCUCUUGGAAGGGGGGGUGUCUAGAACAGUGCCUGGCAUAAAGUAGGAGCUCAAUAAAUCUUCUGUUUGUUCAAUGUCUCCUCUCUUUCCACUCUAGGAAACGUAAAAAUCUGCCAUGUAUUUCCUUCUGGUGCCCACUCCUCCCAUAUCUGUCCAGUUCAUAUUUUCUUUCUGUUUUCCAAAAUAAUUCUCCCAAGAAUCUGGGUUAUCUGCCAUUCAGAACAAGCCAUGGGCAGGGAAUCCAGAUAAGUCCAAGUAGCAGCGAAGAAAGGUGGGAAGAAGCCCAUCACGUGCAGGUGUCUUGUGAUGCAGCUCAGCUUCAGGGAGUGUUAACAGUAUUAUCUCCGACCCUGGUCUCCCUCUAGGUUUGUCCUGAGCUCAACUCUUCUGUUUCAUUUCCUCCGGACUGAAGGACCAGCCUCGGUCCCUAAGCCCCCCCAGUAGCUCUCCCCACCCCUAUCCAUCCCCCUGACAUGGCUUGGGAAGGUUGGCCUGCCACCCAGAGGAGAUAGGGUGCCCUGUCUGCAGCGUCUCAUCUCUUCUGUUCUUUGCCCCAUCCCUUUGGUUUUGUCCCACACUUCAGAUUUCUAUUUUGUGUUGAAUUUGCUUUUUUUUUUUCAUAUUGAAAAGAUGACAUUGCCCCAGGAGCCAAAAAUAAACAGGAAUU